AUGGCUGAGCCCAUCAAGAACAAGCGGCCCGACCCCGCUGUCGCCCCUACCCCUCAGAACACUCCGGCGAAUGCUGCCCCGAUCUCGUCGCAUGCUCAGCAGCCUGGUGUUGCCAGCAUCAAGGAAGAGGAUCUGGAACGUGUCGCUGCCACUUCCAUCUUCGCCAAGGACCCCCGCCUCGUCUCCCUGAUCCAGAACCGUCUUGGUCACCUUGUUGGCAAGUCGUCCGGCUAUAUCGAGUCGCUCCCUCCCGAGGUUAAGCGCCGUGUCGCUGGCCUGAAGGGCAUCCAAAAGGAGCAUGCUAAGCUCGAGGCUGAGUUCCAGGAGGAGGUUCUUCAGCUUGAGAAGAAAUACUUUGCCAAGUUCACUCCUCUUUAUGAGCAGCGUGCGGCUAUCGUGAAUGGCAAGGCCGAGCCCACCGAUGAGCAAGUUAAGCUGGGUGAGGAGGGCCAGGAGGGCCCAGAGGCUACCGAGACCCAGACCGAGCCUGCCGAGAAGAAGGAGGAGAAGCCUGCCGAAGCUCCGAAGGUCAACGGCAUUCCGGAGUUCUGGCUGUCCGCCAUGAAGAACCAGAUCUCUCUUGCUGAGAUGAUCACCGAUCGUGACGAGGGUGCCCUCAAGUACCUGACCGAUAUUCGUAUGGAGUACCUCGACAAACCUGGUUUCCGCCUCAUCUUUGAGUUUGCCGAGAACGAGUACUUCACCAACAAGAUCAUCACCAAGACCUACUACUACCAGAACGAGAGUGGGUAUGGUGGUGACUUCAUCUAUGAUCAUGCGGAGGGUGACAAGAUCGACUGGAAGCCGGGUAUGGACCUCACUGUCCGCAUUGAGCAGAAGAAGCAGAGGAACAAGACCACCAAACAGACUCGCAUUGUUAAGAAGACUGUCCCUACUGAGUCCUUCUUCAACUUCUUCUCCCCUCCCAAGCCUCCGACGGACGACGAUGAUGAUGCUGCCUCUGACAUCGAGGAGCGCCUGGAGCUCGACUACCAGCUGGGUGAGGAUAUCAAGGAGAAGCUCAUUCCCCGCGCCAUCGACUGGUUCACUGGCGAGGCUCUCGCCUUCGAGGAGUUUGACGAGGAUGACUUUAACGAGGAGGACUUUGAGGAUGAUGAUGACGAAGACGAUGAUGCCAGCGAAGACCAUGACGACGACGAUGAAUCUGAGGAGGAGGAGGACGGCACAAAGCCUAAGCAGGAGCCUACUGAGUGCAAGCAGAGUUAA
Molecule: messenger RNA, 1227 nt
Organism: Thermochaetoides thermophila DSM 1495
Lineage: Eukaryota; Fungi; Ascomycota; Sordariomycetes; Sordariales; Chaetomiaceae
Product: putative nucleosome assembly protein
Exons: 5
Coding region: 1-1227 (408 amino acids)
Biological process (GO): nucleosome assembly
Cellular component (GO): nucleus; chromatin
Molecular function (GO): histone binding; chromatin binding
Source: RefSeq, a predicted model, not a curated record